Messenger RNA from Frankliniella occidentalis (western flower thrips), 1181 nucleotides. RefSeq lists its product as uncharacterized. Lineage: Eukaryota; Metazoa; Arthropoda; Insecta; Thysanoptera; Thripidae. The coding region runs from base 1 to 1107 and encodes 368 amino acids. Gene Ontology annotation, biological process: spindle assembly. The transcript is spliced from 4 exons. The record is from RefSeq and is a predicted model, not a curated record. Gene Ontology annotation, cellular component: HAUS complex.
AUGGACAGCCCUGACGCUGCAGAUGACUGUGGACGCCUCUCACUCUCACUUGUGUCUUAUGGCACCGAUGAAGAAGAUGUCGACUCAAUUACUGCAGUAGAGAAUUCCUCUGACACUUUAAUUCCUGAUAUUUUGACGGAUUCAACUCAAAAAGUUGGUCACGUGGCUGUUACUACUUUUACUGAUGAAGAGGAUCUUAUCUCGUCAAUUGCUAGCCAGCUUGGUUUAUCAGGUGUUACUAGUGAGAAAUUGAAAGAAAUUUCGUUUGCUCUGGAAAAAAUGAAAAUUUCUCAGCAAAAGUUCUUACAGUCAAAAUUUAUUUUGAGUGCAGUUUUAAAUAUUGCUAAGGCCCCGUCAAAACUGCCUCAACAGACUGUUCUUCGAAUCAAUCAGGUUAUUAAUCAUAUUAGCCUUAUGGACUAUGUGUCACCAUCUGACUUAGAUUCAACUGAUGGCAUGUUUGGGCUUUCACAAAAUUAUUUGGUAGAACAUUUGCCAAUUGAGCUUACAGCAGUUGAUAUUAAGAACAUACAAGAAGCUGUAGCUGACGACAUAGCUUUAAAAUUCCAAAAACUGAAAGAGAUGGACAUCAAGUAUUCUGAUAUCAUGUCAAAGUUCUCUGGGUCCGGAAGUUUUGUGAACAGUAAUUGUAUUGAGCAAAACAGCACUCAGGAAUUAUUGUCUCUUCGUCAAGAUCUUGAUCAUGAGAUUUCUGUGAAUGAGUCUUACCUAAUGGAAUCAGACAAGAUUUUAACUUCUCUAGCUAAAUUAAAAAUUGAGGCCUUUGAUUGCACGAGUAGCAAUAAGGUGAAACACUUCAGUGAGAAGUCUGAUGUACUGAAAUCGGAAAUCCAAUCAUUAAAUAAACAAAUUAUUAAUGGACUAUAUCAUGAAGAUCAACAUCUGAUUGAUGCUUAUACUCAUUUGAAAAGAAAUCUUGAUUUGGCUGUCAAUGAGGCAAAGUCACGGUUGGUGCAUCUUCAAAAGAAAGAUGCUGAGUAUCAAAAGCUGCGAGGCACCCAUUUUGAUCGUCUUGUGAAAGAAUACAAUGACCUUAAAUCUCAGAUUGCUCAGAAGGAAUAUGCUUUAAAUACGUUAGCUAGUUAAUCAUUAAUGUAGGAUUCAGUUAAAUAGCUGUAAAUUUUUAUUUAAAAAAAUAAAUGCUUGUCUCAUAGAAAUAA